CAUCCCACGGUGCCCGUCCUCACCUCAUCAUGGGCAAGCGUUCCUCGCUGCCCUCUUCGUCCGCCGCGCCUCCUGCUGCAGCUGAGGCGUCGCCCGCGCUCGACGACGCAGCGGCAGCGCAGAAGAAGGCCGACAAGGCCGCGCGCAAGGCCGCAAAGGCCGCGGCCUCUGCCUCGGCCACUGCGGCACCUGCUGCGCCUGCCGCAGCGCGCCCGCCCACCUUCGAUGCUGCUCUCGAUGCCAUCUUCAGCAGUGCCGGCGCCGCGCCCGCGGCGCUCAGCCUGCCUUCUCUCGCCGCACCGCGCGCAGAGACGGCGGCCGAGAAGCCAAAGAAGAGCAGCAAGCGCAAGCUCGAGGCGGCGCCCGUCGCUGCUGCCGCCGCUGCCGUCGCCGAUAGCGAGGCGACAACUUCGACGCCGCAGCAGCAGCAAAGUGGCAGCGCAAGCAAGCGCGCCAAGCGUGGCAAGGGCGCCGUCGCCGAGCGGGCCGGCGCCUCUUCCAGCACUGCUUCCACGCCCGAUGCGCCUGCGCCGGCUGCUGAAGGCGAAGCGCCCGUUUUCAGCGACUCGGAAGACGACGACGAUGCCGCGCCGCCAGUGCACGAGACAGUGCUCGCAGCACGAGCAUCUGCCGCUCGGCACGCACCCGCGCAAGAUGGAGGCCCUUCGCAGGCCGAUGCCGCACGCGCAGAACGCGACGGCCGCAGCAUCUUCCUCGGCAACGUGCCCAUCUCUGUGCUCUCCUCCAAGUCUCAGCGCCGCGCCUUGGUUCGCCACGUCUUGCUCCACUCUCCCUGGCCCUCUCUCACGAAGCUUUCCGCGCUGCGCUUCCGCUCCGUGCCGUUCUCGGUGCCCACGGGCGACUACGCCGCAGCGACGGCGGCAGAGGCAGCAGCGUCGGAGAAGCGUCGCAAUCGCACGCGGGACUGGAAGGCCAAGCAGGCGGGAGAGGAGGGCAAGAGCUGGCUGACGCCGGCGCAGAAACGCAAGGUGGCCUUCAUCAAUGCCAACAUCAACGAGCAGGCGCAUUCCCUCAACGCCUACGUCUCGGUCCACGCGCCCACGGUCGCCAUGCAGCAGACAUUCGCUCAGCAACACGGCGCCAGCGAGCAGAGCACCGCGUUGCUCCAGGCUCCGGUGCUCGCUGCGUUCAUCGCGAGCAACGUCGAUGGCUCGGCCUUCCGCGGCCGCCAUCUGCGCGCCGAUGUCUGUGCCGCCUUGUCCGCCUCCCUUCGUGCAUCGGCCGGUCUGAACGCGUCGCUCCCGUCGGGCCAACUACUCGGUGCUCCGCGUUCCGACGACAUCGACGCGCCCAACUCCGUCUUCGUGGGCAACCUCGACUUUGCGGCCGACGAGGAGAAGCUGUGGGACUGGUGCGAGCGUACGCUGCAGAAGGAACAGGGUGUGCCGCCGGAGUGGGAGGAGGUGGAGGUGGGCAAGUACGGCAAGCUGCCGGCGGCGGAGAAGCGAGGGGAGAGUGAGAAGCAGGCCGCGACGAGGGAGGAGAUGGACGAGCUGGACAGGGACGAGAUUGAUGAUGACGAAGAAGAGGCGCAAGAGUCCGAUGCCGAAGCCGACGAUGCCGCCCUCGCCGACGCCAAGGAGGGCCAAGCCGCUGCGCGCCCGGCGCGUCUCUUUCCCGCCCCAGCACCGCGCGAAGCCUCCUUCCUGCGUGCCAUCCGCUUCGUGCGCGACCCCGCGACGCAGAUGGGCAAGGGCUUCGGCUACAUGCGCUUCGCCACGCCCGCGAGCGUGGAUGAGAUGCUGGCGCUGGCCGCGUCCGACGAGGCGGUGCUUGCGGCGCGCAAGAAGGGCGGCGCGGCGGCAAAGAAUGCCGCGGCAAGCCAGGCGGCUGCGACGGGCGAGACGCAGUUCCGGCGCAAGAUGAAGUUUGACGGCCGACCGCUGAGGGUGAGCCGAUGCAAGAAGCAGCGCCCCAAGCCUGCCUCGUCGUCGGCACACGGCGCACGCGGCGACAAGAUCAAGUCGACGGCGCCUCCUGCGGCGCUCUCGACGCCGAACAAGCGCGCCCGCAGCUCGGGUGCGCCUUCGCCGGGCGGCUCGUCGCCGAGCACGAGGCGCGAGGCGCGCUCGCAGGCCGGCCGGAACGGCGCCUUUGCGCGUGGCGGCGCGGCUCGCUCGACGGGUGCUGCUGCCGCUGCUGCUGCUGGGCCGCCCGUCAUCAAGGCCACUGCGACCAAGGCAAGCGCGGCGAGCUCGACGGCACAAGCAGCGGCCAAGACGCCCAACCCACCGCCGCAGGCUCCGCGCGAUGCGGCCAAGGAGGCGCGCCUGGCGGCCAAGCGAGCGGACCCCGAGCGCGCGGCCAAGCGCGCCUCGAAGAAGGCACGCAAGGUCGUCGAGGCGCGUGCGGUGCGCAAGAUGGGCGGCAAGGAGGCGCUGCUGGGCAAGGUGCGCCUGGAGCAGAAGAAGAAGAGCAGGCCGGGCGAGGCCAAGAAGGGCGGCGCGCCCAAGGGCAAGGCCAAGGUGAUGGGCGGCAAGCGGCCGUAGAGCCGUGGCAAUGAGAUCUGAUCGGAU
Molecule: messenger RNA, 2537 nt
Organism: Tilletiopsis washingtonensis
Lineage: Eukaryota; Fungi; Basidiomycota; Exobasidiomycetes; Entylomatales
Exons: 1
Coding region: 30-2510 (826 amino acids)
Source: RefSeq, a predicted model, not a curated record